AUGCCCUGGCACGCAGUGCCCUUUGAUGACUCAGAGGGCCGUGCCCGCCUACGUUCCUUGUAUAGGCGGUUCAGGGUUUCUUCUUUACCCCAUAUUGUGCUGUUAGAGGACAAUGGGAGGGUGCUUAACCCUCAAGCUUACUCUUCUAUGCUCGCCGACCCUUUGGGCUUUCCUUGGCCUAAGAAGGACCCACUGCAACUUCUUGGGGACAAACUCAUCGACAACAAAGGAGAAGCUGUGGACCCUUCCUCCUUAGCCGGUAAGACGGUUGGCAUAUACUUCAGCGCCUCUUGGUGUGGGCCGUGUCGGAAUUUCACACCUAAGUUGUCAGAAACCGUGAAGAAGCUGAGAGAAAGAGGGGAACCGGUGGAGGUGGUUUUCGUCUCGAAUGACAGAGACGAAGAAUCAUUCAAAAAUUAUUUCAGUAAAAUGGAUUGGCUUGCCGUGCCAUUCAGUCGAACCGCCACAAGAGCGCUAGCGCAAGAUGCUUUGGGGGUUCGUUCUUUGCCGACACUGAUUUGGGUGUCGCCAAGGGGAGAAAUUUUGACGCGUCGAGGUGUUUCUGCAAUUUUGCGGGACGGAGAGGGAGCACAGUUCCCCUGGAAGGAAAAACCCGUCAGGGAUAUAGACGAGGCUCUAGAGAUUGUGGCGGAAGAACCAGUUGUUCUUGCUUUCCUCGACUUAGCUGACGAAGAAACUCAACGCGAGACGCUGAAAGUGCUGGAAGAAGUUGCGGUGUCUCUGAAAGCGACGGAGACAGGAACUUCGGUGGGCCCCGUUCCUCAAUUCCUCACAGCCAAGGGCUCCUCUCCCAGGACUUCGGCGCUACGUCACAUUUGUAAAGAAGGCCUCUCGCCAUCUUCCUACGCAAAAUCUAAAGUUUCUCUGCUGAUCCUUGAUAUCUAUAGCCAAAAGGUGUACGCCUUCCCCCAUGGCAAUCGAGAAGUCACAAAAGAGAACGUUUUGGAGUUCGUAACUAAGUUCAGGAACGACGAAUUGGAGGGGAAGCCCAUAACUUUGCCGGAAACCCGAAGGGCCUCUUAUGAUGUCUCCUAUGGUGCGCCUCCAAUGGCCCCCGGGGGAGUCCCCAGGGGACCCCUGCAUCACGUGCAAGAGGCUGUAGAAUACUACAAAGCCCACCCUUCAUUUGCUUUUCUUCAUCUGCUCGCGCCUAGUAGACAGGGAGAGGGCGCCAGACAGAGAAAGGAGACACAUUGUCUCUUACCUGCUCUAGUUCCUUUGUCAUGGUAUGCUUGUAAGCUUGCUGUGGGAAUUAGGGUCCCGUCUCUCCAAGGCCGUCGGGCGUGA
Messenger RNA from Eimeria necatrix, 1308 nucleotides. Its product is annotated as nucleoredoxin, putative. Gene Ontology annotation, molecular function: thioredoxin-disulfide reductase (NADPH) activity. The coding region runs from base 1 to 1308 and encodes 435 amino acids. The transcript has 7 exons. The record is from RefSeq and is a predicted model, not a curated record. Lineage: Eukaryota; Apicomplexa; Conoidasida; Eucoccidiorida; Eimeriidae.